UUCAUGCAUUCAUGCAGUCAACUAACAGCAGACCGCUGCAGCUCUACUGUCGUCUCACAGUCCUCAGAGCUUAUCAAGUGAUCAGUGAUGUCACUGGCCUGCGGACGUCUCCACACUGUCACUUUAACUCCAGUGUCGUAUGGGUGGAUGGUGUGUGCGCGCGCGUGCCGUUUAGCUUGGCUCGGGCUCGGCUGCAGCAGAUUGAAUGGAGCGCGCUCGCAGGCUGCUGGCCACACGGAGGAAGCCGCGCGGCUCCGCUCAGCGCGCCGCAGACGUGCACAGCGAGAAGGCGUCGUUCUGGUUCUGGGGCUAGCGCGGAUUUGAACCACGCCACAUUUCUCCAGUAGCCCCCCCCCGACGACGACCACCACCACCCCGACCACCCUUCUUGCUGCAGGGCCUUGAGGAAGCAGUCGCGGACUGGCAGCUCUCUGCACGGAUGAUGAAGAACUUGGGACGGGAAACGGUCAAGAUGGCAGCUGCGUACGGAGCCAUGGCGCCGAUGUGGAGGCAUUAUUAGGCUGGACUCGUUUUCAGUUUUUUCUUCGGGCAUGCACGUGUCGCAGGACGCCGGCGCCCGUAGAAGGAGAAGACUGCCCGCCGACUCUUCCACUCGUUUAACUCGCCCCUCCAGCAAAUUCCAAUGCAACGAGCUCCGUGUGCUGCGGACAGACGCCCCGCGGGAGGACGGACAGACGGACACGUGCUUUAAACAUUUGCAUACCGUGCGUGGUAAAUGACCCGUUUCUGCAACCGCGCACGCGACGUUGAUGGAAUGCGACCCGAGUGAUUUUAUAACCCUUUGUGCAGCGCCCGAGAUCUUGCGAUUAACAUGGCCGAGGCGCCGCGCCACGGCGACGAGUCCCCCUCCGCCGUGGAGAUAGAUCCGGAUUUCGAGCCUCAGAAGCGGCCGCGGUCCUGCACUUGGCCGCUGCCCCGUCCGGAGUCCGGCGCGGACAAGCCCGGGACAAAUGACACUGACGUAAUCCCCGAGGAAGAGGAUGACGAGCACGAGGGUGGCGGCGCGCGGAGCGGUGACGCUCAGCAAGUCCGCGGCGGCGGCGGCGGCGAUGAUGACGAUAACGACGAUGAUGAGUAUGGUGCCGGCGGUGGGUCUCGCGUGCCCCCCGGCAGCUCCGUCUCCCAGCCCGUGGAGGUCCAGCGCGGCGCCUGCCACGAGGAGGCCGCCGACGGUUCGCCCUCCUCGGCGCAGACCCCUGCGGCGGCGGCGGCGGCUCUGGGCGGCUCCGCCUCCCAGCAGCUGAGGAAAUCCUCCGCCCGCAGGAACGCCUGGGGCAACUACUCCUAUGCAGACCUCAUCACGCAGGCCAUCGAGAGCUCCCCCGAGAAAAGGCUGACCUUGUCCCAGAUCUACGACUGGAUGGUGCGCUCCGUGCCCUAUUUCAAGGACAAAGGCGACAGCAACAGCUCUGCUGGCUGGAAGAAUUCCAUCCGACACAACCUGUCCCUGCAUAGUCGCUUUGUGAAGGUCCAGAACGAAGGAACGGGGAAGAGCUCCUGGUGGAUGGUCAACCCAGAAGGCGGGAAAGGAGGCAAAGCUCCCCGACGACGGGCCGUAUCCAUGGACAACAGCAAGUACAUCAAAGGAGCCCGAGGACGUGCCAACAAGAAGAAAGCCUCGCUGCAGGCCGCCCAGGAAGGCAGCUCGGAGAGCUCCUCCAGCCUCUCCAAAUGGACAGGAAGUCCCACCUCCCGCAGCAGCGACGAGCUGGACGCCUGGACAGACUUCCGCUCCCGGACCAAUUCCAACGCCAGCACCCUCAGCGGCCGCCUGUCCCCGAUCCUGGCCAACCUGGAGCUGGACGAGGUGCCCGAUGACGACUCGCCCCUCUCCCCGAUGCUGUACUCCAGCCCCAGCAGCAUGUCCCCGUCCACGGGGCCCACGGGGCUCUCCGACCUGGCGGGCACCAUGAACCUCAACGACGGCCUCUCCGACAACCUGAUGGACGACCUUUUAGACAACAUCAGCCUGACGGCGUCCCAGCAGCCUCCUCCUGGAGAGGAGAGCGUGGAGGACGAUGACGCCGCCGCGGCCGCCGCCCAGGGGGGCUCGGUGUUCACCUUCAGCUGCGCGGGGAGCGGCCUGGGUAACCCGCUCUUCAGCCCGCCGUCCAUCACCAGCCUGCGCCAGUCGCCCAUGCAGACCAUCCAGGAGAACAAGCAGACCACCUUCUCCUGCAUCUCGCACUUCGGCGACCACCAGGCGCUGCAGGACCUGCUCAGCCUGGACUCGCACGGCCACAGCAACGUGAUGCUCACCCAGUCCGACCCGCUGAUGUCGCAGGCCAGCGCCGCCAUCGCCCUGCAGAACUCCCGCCGGAACGCCAUGCUGCUUCGCAAGGACCCGGCUUCGGUGAACCACGGCGGCGCCGGUGAGGCCCAGAGCUCUCCGGUGCCUGGUUGGCAAGCUGGCUUGACAACCCCGGGCACAGAGGCCGGCGCCGGCGAGGCCAAGCAGCCGCUCCUGAAGUCUCCCGGCAAGAGCGACUCCCUGCAGCUCGGCCAGGACCGAUUCGCCGUCGAUCUGGACCUCGACGUGUUCAACGGCGGCCUCGAGUGCGACAUGGACUCCAUCGUCCGCAACGAACUGAUGGAGGCGGACUGCCUGGACCUCAGCUUCGACUCGUGCCUCGCCUCCGCCCAGAACGCCAACAGGAAGUCGGGGAGCUUCUCCAGCUCGAAACAGACCUCCCCUCACAGCUGGGUCCCGAGCUGAGGAGCUCGGUCGGGGGGGGGGUGUAAAAUGUAAAUUUGGGUUCAUUGUCCCGCGUCGGGCAACUAGAAGGGAGAAAGUCUGUACAAGUGUAUCCGAGUAGUAUUCUUUGUUCCCCCGUUAUCUCUAAUGUGAGAAGUUCAGUACUGUAUGUUAAGUGUCCGAGACACACAAUGGUGUCUUCACAGAGGAGGGACACACAAAAAAAAAAUCUUUUAAAAAGAUCAAUGCCUGGGUGCUUUGAACAACAGUAUCGACUGGGAGUACAGGACAUUUUGUUAACGCUAUAUGAAAAGCAUCAACUCGUUUUAGUCUCAGGGAAUCACUCAUGCAGUGUCACAAAGUGGUACAUAAUGCUGAAGACGGAGUGUGUCUUCGCCCGGCUUUCUCAUCCUUCACACCCUUUCGUACCUAAAACCUGAAACAAUUUUGCCAAACCAGCGGUCAUCGUGUUGUGAGUGACGGCCUGUUUACAGAAAAAGCUGCAGAGAAUGUUACAUUAUCACGUUCCAGUGGAGGAUACUUGACUAGCUCUUUUUUAAUUUUAUUAUUUUAACGUUUCUUUUGAGAGGCUAAAUGUUAACGAAGCGCCCCUCCCUCCCAUUGAUGCAAAGGCACCAAAUAUCGAUCCACAGAGGUUUAUGUGAACUGAUCUACAUUGUGUGGUUAUUGUGCGUAGUGUUUAUUUUAUGCUGUGAUUUUAGUGACAUAACUGUGAAUUCUGUUUCCUCAGACAAGGUGCAUUACUGAAGUCUUGAUGAUGUGGUGUUUCUGCUGCAGAUCCCUUUUGACCUCCUCCUCCUCCUCCUUUCACUUACUGCAAUAUUGGAAGUGCUCGGUAAACCGAGUUUAGGACCGAAUUAAGAACCUUGUAUAGUAGGAAACCUGACGUAGUUCUAGUCGACACCAUUUACAUCAGUGAGCUAUUGAAAGUAAUCACCCUUAGAGGCUCGACAGCAUUUUGAUGUUCGUUCAUUGGAAGGAGUUCUUGGUGCUAUAAAUAAGAAGAUAGCAGGGUGUGGCUGCAGCCCCCCCUCGUGUUAUCAGCACUAAAGCAGGUGCUGGGUCAAAGCGUGUUGCCACCUCUAUACGAGGAGCUUCUGUAGUAUCUUGGAACCAUUUUGCCAUUUGAGAAAGAAACAACCACGUGGUUUAUAUAUUGCCAAACUAUUUCUGCAUUUAAUAAGUGGUAAUAAGAGGAUAGUGUGUAGAUGUUAGGGAUCCGUGCUAUAAGGGCAAACAAAAUCAACAUCAGCAGUUUUGUAGGAACGACAGGAUGAACUUUUUUGUCUGUUUACAUUUAUGUCAAUUUUGGAAACUGUCAAUUUUAUUUCUAAAUGUAUUUUUCUUUUCCACAUGUAAACAUUUUGUGCAGUUUUUUUCUCCAUACGACGCGUGGUAGAGCUGUGUAACAGCCCAUUGGUUUUAUGGUCUUUUUUAUUUUUUUUAUUACCACAGUUUAAGCCUAAAAUGGUGUCUUCCUUAUGAUUUUGAGAAAAUCCAAAUGUCACCAAAAUAUUGAAACCCAUUUGCUUUUCUUGUUUGUUUUUUUGCACAAUUUCUGCACGAUGGUGCUUCCAAAUAUCUUUUUUUUUUUUUUUUUUUUUCCUAGCUUCAAAUGGAUGAUUUUAUACCAGCUUGAAGCUCCAUUUUAUUUUUAACAUUAACCUUGAGUAACUGUCACUGCCAACCUUCACACUCACUUUAUUCCUAUGGCUCCUACAAAAAGAGACACCUAGUUGUGAUUCCAUUUCCUAUCUUGGCUGUAUCAGAGAUGGUGCAUGUAAAUAAAGCUUAAAGUACCACUGAAAAUCUG
Molecule: messenger RNA, 4550 nt
Organism: Gasterosteus aculeatus aculeatus (three-spined stickleback)
Lineage: Eukaryota; Metazoa; Chordata; Actinopteri; Perciformes; Gasterosteidae
Gene: foxo3a
Product: forkhead box O3A
Biological process (GO): regulation of transcription by RNA polymerase II
Cellular component (GO): mitochondrial matrix; nucleus
Molecular function (GO): DNA-binding transcription factor activity, RNA polymerase II-specific; RNA polymerase II cis-regulatory region sequence-specific DNA binding
Source: RefSeq, a predicted model, not a curated record